Molecule: messenger RNA, 2043 nt
Organism: Hemicordylus capensis (graceful crag lizard)
Lineage: Eukaryota; Metazoa; Chordata; Lepidosauria; Squamata; Cordylidae
Product: sodium-coupled monocarboxylate transporter 1-like
Exons: 14
Coding region: 329-1852 (507 amino acids)
Biological process (GO): sodium ion transport; propanoate transmembrane transport
Cellular component (GO): membrane
Molecular function (GO): organic acid:sodium symporter activity
Source: RefSeq, a predicted model, not a curated record
AUGGGAUGGGGCGGGGGCGCAAGGCGCGUGCCGAGCGGAAGACGCCGCGGUCGGUUAGAGCGCCGCUCAACGAAGCGCCGUAGGGGAAAGCGAGCGCAGCGGACUCAGUCCCGGCAUGGGCUGAGGCGGGCGACCUACGGCGCGGCGGGCGUAGCAGAGCUGCCUGAGGCACGGCCGGACUGCUGGGUAACGGGAGGUCCGGCUGGAGCAGGCACGGCAAAGCGGGCAAGACUGGUCGGGGGAGCCGCACCCGCGCCUUGGGGUCAGGGAGCUACGCUGCUGCCCGAAAGAGCUCCUUCCCGCCCCGGCAGUCUGUCCGCCCCUAAUCAUGCCGCCACCGUCGCCGCAAAGCCUGGGAUCUUUCGACCAGCGAACAUUCACCUCCUUAGACUAUUUCAUCUUCGCGCUCUCGCUGAUCUUCUCUGCAACCAUCGGGAUUUACUACCUCUAUAAGGGAGUCCACAAAUCUCACAAGGACUUUGUGAUGGCCGGCCGCGCGCUCAGCUGUGUGCCCGUCGCGCUCUCGCUCACGGCCAGCUUCAUGUCGGCGGUGACCGUGCUGGGGACUCCGGCCGAGGUCUAUACCUUUGGCAUCAAGUUCGGUCUCUUUGCCUUCGCCUAUGCCUUCAUGGUGGUGAUCAGCGCUGAGGUGUUCCUACCCGUUUACUACCGGCUGCAGCUCACCAGCGCCUACGAGUAUCUGGAGCUUCGCUAUAAUAAAUAUGUGCGUCUGACUGGGACAUUGAUGUUUAUAAUACAAACGGUAUUAUACACUGGAAUUGUUAUAUAUUCUCCAUCCCUGGCUUUGAAUCAAGUUACAGGAUUUCAGUUGUGGGGAUCUGUUGUUGCAACAGGAAUAGUCUGUACUUUCUAUUGUACACUGGGAGGCCUAAAGGCAGUAAUCUGGACAGAUGUUUUCCAGUUUCUGAUGAUGAUAUCUGGUUUUAUAUCAGUGAUUAUAAGGACUGCUGAACUGAAAGGAGGAAUCGCUCCUAUUAUAAAUGAUGCUCGCGAUGGAGGGAGACUGGACAUCUGGGACUUUAACCCAAACCCUUUGCAAAGACAUACUUUCUGGACACUCUUAAUUGGUGGCACUUUUACUUGGCUUGGCAUAUAUGGAGUAAAUCAGUCUCAAGUUCAGCGAUACCUUGCUUGCAAAUCACUAGUUCAUGCAAAACUUUCUCUGUAUUUAAAUCUUGUGGGACUCUGGGUAACUCUCAGUUGUGCAGUGAUGUGCGGACUCUGCAUGUACUCUAUAUACAAGGAUUGCGACCCAUGGACUGCGCGGGUUGUGUCAGCACCAGAUCAGCUCAUGCCAUAUUUGGUAUUGGAAAUUUUGGGAAGUGUUCCAGGAAUUCCAGGACUUUUUGUGGCUGGGACCUACAGUGGGACGUUAAGUACAGUGUCAUCCAGUAUCAAUGCAUUAGCUGCUGUAGCUGUAGAGGACCUGAUUAAACCAUGUUUUCAUCAUGAGCUGUCUGACCGACACUUGUCAUCUAUUUCCAUGGGAAUGAAUCUGUUUUUUGGUGCACUGUGCCUUUUCAUGGCUGCUUUAGCAUCUUUUCUGACCAGCUUGUUACAGGCUGCACUCAGUAUUUUUGGAAUUGUUGGUGGCCCUCUUUUGGGAAUAUAUUCUUUGGGUAUCUUUUUGCCAUUCGCAAAUGCUAAGGUUACAAGCAUCCUUCUUCAUGCAAGAGAUCCAUGUAUACACAGACUCCGAUCUUUUGUAUGUGCAAGCUCCUCCAUGUGUGCAUAUGAAGGGUGCAUUUUCAGGUCUCCUUUGUGGAGUUACUACUGUAAUGUGGAUUGGAAUUGGUGCUCAGAUACACCCGCCACCUCGUUACAGAACUGAACCAUUACACCUUUCAACAGCUGGCUGUCAACAGCAAUACAACUGGACUAUUGCCACUACUAUCGCAAAACCUCCAACUCCUCCAAGACCUUCCAUCCAAGAGUAUUGGUACUCCGUGUCCUAUCUAUACUUCAGCUUAAUAGGAACCACGGUCACAUUUAUUGUGGGAGCAAUUGUGAGCCUAUCAACAG